Messenger RNA from Trichoplax adhaerens, 774 nucleotides. RefSeq lists its product as uncharacterized. Gene Ontology annotation, biological process: RNA splicing. The transcript is spliced from 7 exons. Lineage: Eukaryota; Metazoa; Placozoa; Uniplacotomia; Trichoplacea; Trichoplacidae. Gene Ontology annotation, cellular component: nucleus. Bases 1 to 774 code for a protein of 257 amino acids. The record is from RefSeq and is a predicted model, not a curated record.
AUGUCCUUCAAGCUUGUUGGUGACAAUUUUACUCAACAGAGAGUUCUCAAGAAACGUCGAGUAACGGAACUCCUGGCAAAUAGCAUAGAUGAAGAUGAGGCUCAACUCACAAAGAAUGGACGCUAUGUUUGCCUAGUAUGCAGCAAACAUCCAGUAUUUGAUACGAUUGAAAUGCUCUGUGUGCACAGAAAAGGCAAAAAACAUGCUCACUGGUCUGCUAAGCAACUUGAUAAGAAAAAAGAGAUUUUAGAAUUAUUAGAAAAGAGGCAGCAGGUGGAACCUGAAACGCUUGCAACAGCAUCUAAUGCUACCUCAGUAGACCCUCUCUUGCGGGAUUCUCGGAAAAAAACCAUACAUGCAUUAUUGACUGCGACGCCUUAUAACCCAUGUGUAAAGCCACGAAAUGCCGUAAGCAUUUUUCAACCGUUAAAGAGAAAACGUGACGAAAAUCCACGGUGUAGUACUGAUGAAAGUUCUAAGAACAAUGAAGGUACAUGUAUCUCGAAAAGUAACGAAAAAAAUAAAGAAAAGAAAGUCUACGUAUUUCCACCCAAACAUACGAAAUUAAAAAAUGAUGGAAACAACCCUAAAGGAGUCAGUCAAAUAGUGACCGGUCAUACUACUGGUAAUCCCCUAACUACAAGAUAUAUUCAGCUGAGGAGUUUAGGAUGGCGCUUGGAUGCUAAUGGAAAUUGGUUCAAAGAUGAAAACGUCGAGUUUGAAUCAGAUGAAGAAGAACCCGAGCCAUUAUUUAAUCAGAAAAUUGCAAAUUGA